AUGGUCACUACCCUCGAGACCCCACCGUCUCACAUUACCCUACCCUCGGGUGACCGCAUGCCCUCACUGGGUCUUGGGUGCUGGCAGGCCCCUCCGGAGCAGCUCUCGCGUGCUGUCGCUCACGCCCUCAGCGUAGGCUACAGGCACAUCGACGGGGCCACUGUUUAUGCCAACGAGGAGGCCUUGGGUGCAGGGGUAGCGGCUUCAGGGGUCCCCCGGUCCCAGAUCUGGAUCACCACUAAGCUGUGGAACACCGACCACCGUCCUAAGGACGUGCGUCCGGCCCUCGAGAAGUCUCUAGCUGCUCUCGGGACGGAGUACGUCGAUCUGUGGCUGAUGCACUAUCCCUGUGCAAUGGACCCGGACACAGAGGAAAUCAAGGUUGUCGAUGUCGACUAUGUUGAGACCUGGAAGGCGAUGGAGGCUUGCGUGAAUGCCGGACUCGCGCGUAACAUUGGCGUCUCUAAGCGGCACCCUUACCUUCCACAGAACGCUUUCAUGGCCUACCACCGAAAGGUUUUGAUCGGGAUGCACGUCACGGCCUAUUCACCGCUCGGGAACACGAAUCCGUCGUACGCAGACCAAAACACGUUGCCGGCGAUCCAAGAAAAUGAGGUGGUCAAAAGCAUCGCGCACAACUAUGGUAUUAGCUCCGCUAACGUGCUCAUCAGUCUUCAGCUGUCGGAGGGACACUCUGUCCUUCCAAAGUCGGUCACGCUUGGGCGUAUUGAAGAAAAUCUCAAUGUUGUCUCCCUCGCCCCCAACGAUAUUGAAGCCAUCUACGAGAGCACAAAGGGGCUUCGACACAGGUAUUGCGAUUGGUCGGACGUGAUUGGUUACAAGUACUAUGCGGACCUGGAUGACUCUGAUUAG
Messenger RNA from Cutaneotrichosporon oleaginosum, 873 nucleotides. The record is from RefSeq and is a predicted model, not a curated record. NCBI's taxonomy places the organism in Eukaryota, Fungi, Basidiomycota, Tremellomycetes, Trichosporonales, Trichosporonaceae.